UCGUUAUUGCAUAUUUGCAUUUGUUCUCGGAGCAAUAAACGCGCUGUAAACCCUAACAAUUUCAGUGAAGAGGUCGUUUCCAAUUAACAAUUUUUCGAAACUUUUGUCUUUCAUCGCUUUGGUUUAGACCUGUACGUACGUUUCUGAAUCAUUUCCUCCAAUCUGUGUUUUUUUUUUUCCCUAAAUUCCGAUAGCUGUAGCUGUAUCUCGAGCCUUAGGGUUUCGUGAAGUUAUGCAUUUGAACCCCUGAGAUUCGCAAUGUCCUAAAUGCUUAGAUCAGACUGAACUGUCCGUGCAUUCCGCAAACGUGACCCUAAGUAAAAGUAAAGAAGUUGGAAUACAAUAUGUUGUUUUGAAAGUGCAAAGGCCGUUCCUUUUUGUUUUUCGGUUUUUAAUAUUGUAGGGAUCUGAUAGCUCUUUGCUUAUGCAAUAAAGUGACUUUGAGAAUUGAACUUUGAGGGGGGGAAAACAGAAAUUUGGGCUGUGAAAAUGGAAGAGGAGAUGAAGAAGAAGAGAAACAAGAAAAAGAAACGGAAGCAGAGCAAAGCCACGGAAGAUAUCGCGGUUGAUGCUGGAGAAACAGCUUCUUUGGACCAGAAUCAUGAGAGUAAUGGACAGGAUGAUAAUGGUCAAGUUUCUGAGACUGCAGAUGCUCAUAAUCAUGUGCAAAAUAUAAAUGUGGAUCCCAAAGGUCAUCUCCCCAACGGCACAGAAGGGUUCAUUUUAGUAGAAGCUGAGAAGCAACAGUGGCUCCAAAGAGCGGUAAAGGCUUCCUUGGAAGAGACGGUCAAAGUGUUGCAGAAUGAAAAUGAGUGGCAUAUAAAAAAAGAGGCUACCUUAGAAGAGACAGUCAAACAAUUGCAACAAAAAAAUCAUUUGUACAUACAGAAAGAGGCUUCCUUGGAAGAGACAGUCAAAAUGUUUCAGAAUGAAAAUGAGUGGCAUAUAAAAAAAGAGGCUACCUUAGAAGAGACAAUCAAACAAUUACAACAAAAAAAUCAUUCUUACGUACAGAAAGAGGCUUCCUUGGAAGAGAGAGUCAAAGUGUUACAGAAUGAAAAUGAGUGUUAUAUAAAAAAAGAGGCUACCUUAGAAGAGAAAGUCAAAAAAUUACAACAAAAAAAUCAUUCGUUCAUACAGAAAGAGGCUUCCUUGGAAGAGACUGUCAAAUUAUUACAAAACGAAAAUCAGUCACAUAUAAAAAGAAAGGCUACCUUAGAAGAGACAAUCAAUCAAUUACAACACGAAUGCCAUUCAUACAUACAGAAGGAGGAAAGUUUAGAGGAAAAAGUCAAACACUUAGAGAGGGAGAAAGGUUUUUGGAUUAUAAAGGAGAAUUCAACCAAAGAAACACUUGCAAACCUGCAUGGUGAUGCUGCUAAACUACAGGCACAGGUGGUGGAGUUGGAAGAAUUCAGGAGCAAUCUCCUCCAAGAAAACCAACGACUGAUGGACAUCAUAUCUGGUUUGCAGUCACAAAUCCAGAACCUUGAGAGGAGUACCUCAUCUACCAGCUUAUCAGUUGACCUCAAAAUGCAUGGUUCUGAGCACGAGGACUUGAACUCCCAGAUGGAAGGAGCGCUUGCACUGGUUGAAAAAUUGAUGACAGAAAAUGCAGAGCUCGUUGAGAAGGUAAACAAGUUGUAUGUUGAGCUUGAUCGACGAAUUACAACAGAUGGGCUUCCUUCAGCGACUGGGUCUAUUCAGAUGUUUGAGACCACUGAAACUGCCAGCAUUGACCCCAUAUUGGAAUCCAAUGAAAAUUUGUCUCUAGCAGGAAAGGAGUUGGAGUCAAACAAGAUUGUUCCAAUGAAGAUUGAAAAUAUUGGGAUUGAUAAUGUGGAUUUUGAGCAUGCUGCUGUGAUCCCCACCUCUUUAGCAUCUGAAGAAACUGGAGAAAUUGUGCAAAUUUCAAUGGAUGAAAACGAAAUCCAGGAUACAGAGUUGCAGGCUGCCAAUAAUGAUGAAAAAACUGCUGUGCCACUUUCGGACUCUCCCCUGGUUGGUGCUCCUUUCCGGUUAAUAUCUUUUGUUACUAGAUAUGUUAGUGGCGCAGACUUGGUCAACAAAAACUCUAGCCAUUAGCUUUCUUAUCUUAACCUGAGCGUAAGACUGGCUUUAUCAUUCUUUCAUACUCGGAAGAAAUGUGUCAUUUAAUGAUCAAAGCAUUCUUUUUUAUAAGUAAAGAAUAAUGACCAAGUAUGGAUAUCAUUUUUUUUUUAAUCUUCAUUUGAAUAGAUUGAAUCCAUUAAUCUGAAGCGAAUAAAAUUAGAUCUCUUUUUAUUUA
Messenger RNA from Carya illinoinensis, 2287 nucleotides. Its product is annotated as hyaluronan mediated motility receptor. The coding region runs from base 490 to 2085 and encodes 531 amino acids. The record is from RefSeq and is a predicted model, not a curated record. Lineage: Eukaryota; Viridiplantae; Streptophyta; Magnoliopsida; Fagales; Juglandaceae. The transcript is spliced from 16 exons.